AUGGAGUCUGUUUCAGUCCCUACACUAGUGUCUGGACUUAUUGAUUGCAUGUCCCAGUUAAUAAGAGUAGCUGAAGAGCUUUUGCAGUUUCUUUCACAGGAACAACAAGCUCUUUCUGCACAACAAAAUGGUAGUGCAGAAGAGGGAGGAGCAUGUGCAUCUCCUUCUGAUGAAGAUUCCCUACCAGAUCUUGCUGAAUUCUCUGAUUUAGAGUCAAUACUUUCAGUAAAAGAAGAUGACGACCUAGUUGUUGAUAUGGAUGAAGCUAUGAUAGAUGCAAAUGACGCAAAUGAAGGUAUACCACCUGCCAUACAGGAUGAGUCAGAAAGUGAGAAAGGCCAAUAA
This is a messenger RNA of Nannospalax galili (Upper Galilee mountains blind mole rat), 345 nucleotides long. RefSeq names its product TRPC5 opposite strand (gene Trpc5os). The record is from RefSeq and is a predicted model, not a curated record. NCBI's taxonomy places the organism in Eukaryota, Metazoa, Chordata, Mammalia, Rodentia, Spalacidae. The coding region runs from base 1 to 345 and encodes 114 amino acids. The transcript has a single exon.